ACAAGGGAUUGUAGACCCAUGGGGUACCAUCGGCCGCACCUUGUUUGGCAAGAGAGUCCUCAAGGUCGUUCAGAUCCUUGUCAGUUUUGGGUGCACGAGAAUGUCCUUGGACUUUACGCCAAUAGAUGUGCAUGUCAUGUGACGUCGCUAGGGCGUCACAAGCCAUGAAGAGGUCCUGAUGAUUAACGGGCUUCUGGUUAGAGGUCAGGAACCCGUUACUCUUCCAAGAAGGUAGAUGACAAAUGAAACUGAGGCGUGCAUAGUCCAAGUCGGUGCAAAUCACCAGCUCAUGGACUCCACGGUCCACAGCAAGUUGUAGUACUAUCAAGAUCCCAGCCACUUCUACAAAUUGUGAGGUCUUAGGACCCAACCAGUAACACCGGGAGUCCUUCUGGUCAGCGUGCGACCAGAAGACACCCAUGCCUGACCUAGGCGCAUCACCGUGUCGAAAAGAACUGCCAUUGACGUACACGGGUGGCAAGUCCACACAGAGAGACUGGUUGAAGUAGUGGUGGUAGGGGUUUAGAAGAGACUGAGGAGGGCUAGCUGGCAGGACUGACAUGACAGCGUUGUCCGAGCAGUGUUGGCACGCAGCCAAACCCAUGUCAAGAGUGUUACAGCAGUUCUGGGCGUAGCGUACUUCAAUGUCGAAGCUUUGAAGAGCCAGCAGCCAUGACGCGAUUUGUGCAUUGGUCACCACACCAUCUCUGAUGCGCUGACUGUUAAGGAAGGUCACUAGCUGAUGCUGAGUUUCAAUGAUGAUUUUCUGUCCACCGAUUUAGCUAGAAAAGUGUUUCACCGCCCCAUAUGGUGGAAAGCAAAGCUUUUUCACAGCCACAGUACUUUAACUCAGGACCGGACAAGAGCUUACUAGCAUAGGCUACGACACGCCUGUUGCAGUCAUAUACUUGGUUGAGACCGGCACUCAGUGAGAUGAAAAACCAACCUCAAGGUGGAACUCCUUGUCACAGUCGGGGAGCGCCAAGCACGGAGCUGAGCAUAACGCGGCCUUCAGAUCAUCCAUGGCCUGUUGCUGCUGCUCAGUCCACUCGAAAGGCACACCCUUCUUCAGUAGGUUAGUCAGAGGUCUCGCUAUCUCAGCGUAGUGUUCUACGAACUGGCGCGAGUAGUUGCACACACCGAGAAAACUCCGAAGUUCGGAGACAUUCGUAGGAGGUUUGAUGGUGGCCACGCCUUGAAUUCUGCCAAGUUGAGGCCACACUCCCUGUGGUCCCACAAGGAGGCCAACAAACUGAACCUUUGACCUGCACCACUGACCUUUAGCGAGAGAAAUCUUUGCACCAGCAGCUGUGAGCUGACCCAUGACGUGGUCCAGCUCAGACAGGUCGUCAUCCAAGGUAUGCUUACGAACAAGAAUGUCGUCGACAUAGAUGAGGGUACCUCGCUCUUGAGCAUCAGGGCAGGCUUUGUCCAAGAAGAUGUUUAACUCAGCUGGUGAGUCGGAGUAGCCAAAAGGACACCAAGUGAAGGUGUACUGGCGGUUGGCAGAGGAGAAGGCUAGUUUGUAUUGGUCAGACUUAUGGACAGGGAUUGUCCAGAAUCCAGACGCAAUGUCAAGGGUGGAGAAGUAUUUAGCGUCUUUCACUUUCGGGAGUUCUUGUUCCAAGCGGGCCAUCGGCCACCUAGACAAGGGAACCUGUUUGUUGAGUUGUCUGUAGUCAAUGGUCAGUCGCCACUUACCAUUAGAUUUCUUUACUGGCCACAAGAGAGCUGAGUAGGUGCUGUUACAGGGUCGGAUGAUCCCUUUCGCCAAGAGGCUAUCAAUGAUUUCCUGGACUGGUCCGUGGGACGCCAGGGGAAUCUUGUACUGACGCACAAAAGUCGGCGCAGCGUGUGGCAGUGUAGGAAUCCUGACUUCAUGGAUAGUGGUUAGUCCAAGGAGUCGAAUGAAAGAGAGUCUUUUUAGUUUAACAAAAGUUGCCGUAGCUUGUCUCGCUCGACAUCUUCAUCUCAUUCUUUUGGUCACUGCCCAAAACUUGUGACCAAAGAUAAGGGUAGGAACGUAGAUUGUCAGGUAAAUUGAGAGCUACAGCUACUGCCAAAAGCGGCUAGCACUGAAGAAGACUACAGGAGUGGUUGAAACUGUCAGCAAAAAGGUAAAACAACCCUUUUAUGUGUUAAAAACAGAACCAAAUAAGGCAAUCACCUGUAAAUGGUUUAGGAAGGUUUUUCUCAGACAAGUGAAAAGCAAGUAGUCUAAGCGUGAGGAGAUGAAGAUGUGGAUAACCGUCUCAAGUUCAGAGUGGAACAGAAUGGGGCUUAUCCUACCAAUGUUCCUGAGAUGAAAGAAGGAAGAGCAAACAAGAGAUCUGAUAUGAUAAUCCAGGGUGAGAGCUGGGUCAAAGGUCACACCAAGAUUCCUGACAGAGGGUUUGGUGUGAGAAGCAAGCUGACCAAGAUGCAAUAUACACAAGAGCAACAGAUGUUUUCUUCUGUUCAGUCCAAAACCCAAACUUGUGUUGUAGUAACAAAAGGUCAGAGUUCAUGAGCCUGACAUUUCAGGAAAGGAGCUAUUAGCUUUAUCAAGGUUUUGAGGCUGCCUAGUUAAUUGCUCGAAGGAAAGAGAGUGAAUAGUUGAUGCAAAAAUUUACUUCCUGAACAAUCUGACCCUCAUUUCAGUCCCACGUAUUAAUGUAAACCAAUUAUGACUUUAAAUUUCAUUCACUUGUGUUUUAACAUUGCUGAAUCCUUUACAGUGGGUUUUAUUGUUGACUAUUGUAUUUACCAGGAGGCUUAUGAAGAAAUAGAAUGAUAGAAAUGGCAAAUCCUAGCAUUGUGUUCAGGAAAUUCAGGUGAAAUAUAUUUGAUUGCUCGGAUGAGUUGGAUGUCUUAUAUAAUAAUCAAGCAGAACUUGACUGUGUUGUGCCCUGCUGUUUUAAGCCAUUGCUUGUUUACUUUGGCAGCCAACUACCAGAGCCAUUAAGUGGUGCUUGUUUUUAAGGAGGAAGAAAACGAUUGAAGAAAGGUACUUGAUUGCACUUAGCAGUUGCUCUGAAGACGCUUUGUCUUUGCUUAAAUUACACUUUGUCUGGAGCUGAAUGAUGCAUUACAACUUUGCUGUUUUCAGCACUUGAAUUGUGUUCUGACCUUGGGUGGACCUUGGCCUCGACACAUGACAAAUGCCUCAGCCGUUAUCUGUGAGUAUGCGUGUGCCUAGACUUCAAUCCAUGGAUUUCAUAAGAGCACUGCCCAGUCCUCGAUUAAGCUCAGAAACUGGUGCAACAAUGCAGCAAACAAAAGAUGUUGCUGCCUGAGGACAUGUUGUGUCAAGAAGUGAGAAGAGGACAGGAUGCUUUUCACACCUGUACCUAUUAGAGCUACACUUUCAGGACAGCUGCUGGUGAUUUGACACAAUUCAGUACUCACACCUAAAAUGAGGAUGCUUCCUUGGCGCGACAGGAAUGGCAUGAAUCGACUCCUUGUAAAUUGUUACGAGGGUUUAACUGUCUAUAGAUGGACUCCUGAAUAACCCCGAGAGCACAGCGAGUGGUGUGUGUUUGUGUGAACAGAGGGAGGGCGGAAGCAGAUGUGUGUGAGAGAGAUUCAGAGCUGUGGCUCUAUCACAGUGUGCCUUUGUCUAGCUGUAGAAAGUGUUGAAUUAAAGGCUGUUGGCACAGGUCUGCACACUCGUAUGCUAAUGUAUUUUCUGGGGGAAUUAAAAAAAAUGAUGGCCCAGAAAACACAUCUGAGAGCCUGCUUUACAUGCUUCAUGCAACACACAAAGUGUGCAAGAAAUACUGAAAAUAGAGAUGGUGUGUGUGUGUGAGAGUGUGUAGAGGGCAGCACCAGAAUGAGUGGGUGACACUGUGCAGAAAUAGCAUUGAAGGAGCUACAGAGAGCUGAAAGCAGAGGGCAUUCUUUCAUUGCCUUGUUUUUUCCCCUCCCCUCGAGUCUCUGCUCUCAAUGCUGCUGCAGGUGAUGCUGCGAGACAGAUAACUGGACUUAGAUUGGGCAAAGAGGCAGAGAUUGAGAUUUGGCCUGAGAAUAAACAAGGGGUGGGGGAUUUAAAGGGAAAGAAGCACUGAGAGAUUCAUACAGAGAGAGAGAGAGAGAGAGAGAGAGAGAGAGAGAGAGAGAGAGAGAGAGAGAGAGAGAGAGCGCCAGCGUCGAGAAGAAGCAGAGGCAGCGGAUGGAAGAAGAGAAGAGGAGAGGCAUUGAGUGGAAGCGUACACAUGGACAAGAAGAAGCCUCUAUUUCAUGUGCUCAGCAUGCGAGACUGAAGAGUGCAGCUGUCUGGAUGGAUUGUUAGAAUUUUCCGCACUACGGUUAGAGGAAGCACAUAGAUACAGUGGGAAUAUCGAGCUGGGUGCAGAAGAUGAACAGGCGAUGUGGACUCUGUGGCUGUGAUCGCCAUCCUCAGACCUUGUAGCCACUUACGCUGGUGCUGCUGCAGGCCGUUAGCCUCACAGUUGAUGCAGAAUGAGCUCCAAGCAUUCCGCCGACUGGAUCCCUUACAGCACUUUAGAUGACGAAAGCACAAACCUCCGACAGCAGAAACUGGACAGACAGCGAGCACUACUCGAGCAGAAACAGAAGAAGAAGAGACAAGAGCCUCUGAUGGUCCAGUCCAACGUGGACGGGAGAUCUCGGACUCGUCGGACCAAACAGAGCGAGGAACAGGCUCCGCUGGUGGAGUCGUACCUGAGCAGCAACAGCAGCACCAUCUACCACGUGCAAGAGGCUGAACGUGAGGAGGUGAAGAUGACAUCGGACGCUCAUCUGCCUCGUUCGGCCAAAAAGGGUAAAGCAUCGGCCAGCUCCACACCACAGACAAGCAGCGAAAAGAAGGAGAGGAAGGGGAAACACAAAGCAGCAGUAGACGGCCCGGCUACUCAGCAGGACGAUGGUCAGAUCCAGAUCCUGACCGUGGGUCAUCCCACCACAGAGGAGAGGGAGACAGAACCAGUCAUGAGCUGCACCCAGUCGCAGAGCAAACAGGAUCUGCGCAUCACCAUGCUAAAGAAAGGUAUAUCCAGCAGUAUGAAUUUUGAUGAAGAAGAGGAUGACGAAGACGAAGUCAGCUCCAGUUCGUCACAGCUCAACAACAACACAAGACCCGGCUCUGCCACCAGCAAGAAGUCAUGCAAGGACGUUGCCUCAGCACCAACUCCACCUGUGAGCGAACCCGCGGUCGAUGUUGAGGAUUUGGAGGAGUUUUCCCUGCGACCGGCACCGCAGGGGGUCAGAGUGAAAUGCAGGAUCACCAGGGACAAGAAGGGCAUGGACAGAGGAAUGUACCCCACCUACUACCUUCACCUGGAGAGGGAAGAUGGCAAGAAGGUUUUCCUGUUGGCUGGCAGGAAGAGGAAAAAAAGUAAAACAUCCAAUUACCUCAUCUCCAUCGACCCCACUGAUCUGUCUCGUGAUGGAGAGAGUUUCAUCGGUAAACUGAGGUCAAACCUGAUGGGAACCAAGUUCACCGUGUACGAUAAUGGUCUAAAUCCCGUAAAGAGCACCUCCAGCCUUGAAGCUAGCAACCUGCGUCAAGAGCUAGCCGCCAUUUGCUAUGAAACCAACGUCUUAGGAUUCAAGGGGCCUCGCAAAAUGAGUGUCAUCAUUCCCGGGAUGAACAUGGACCACGAAAGAGUGUCCAUUCGGCCCCGGAACGAGCAUGAGUCACUGCUGGCCAGGUGGCAGAACAAGAACACAGAAAGUGUGAUUGAACUUCACAACAAGACGCCCGUGUGGAACGAUGACACGCAGUCUUACGUGUUAAACUUCCAUGGCAGAGUUACGCAGGCGUCUGUUAAGAAUUUUCAAAUUAUUCACGACAACGACCCUGACUACAUUGUGAUGCAGUUUGGCCGUGUGGCAGAGGAUGUUUUCACCAUGGACUAUAACUACCCAAUGUGUGCCCUGCAAGCCUUCGCCAUCGCCCUCUCCAGCUUUGACAGCAAGUUAGCCUGUGAAUAGACCUGAAGUUCAGAAAAGAGCGGGUCCGUCUGUCCUUAAGGGCUGUUCAUGCAUCUCUGGCUGGUUUGAAACUCUCCAAAUCACCCCAGUACCUUGGAAGUCCUGCAUAGUCAAAAAUACUUGCUGGGCCUCAAAUUUUAUGUUACGUGCGUGUGCCUGGGGGAGGCGGGUGGUCUCGGUCAGCGGAUGAAAACAAGCACAAACGGUAAAAUACCUGCUAAAUCAAACAGUUUGUCUUGAUACUUAUGGUCAUUUUGCACUGUAACAUCAUUAAGAAAAACCAACACUGUUUCUUUAUGUCGUAAAUAUAUAAAGUUAACAUUUCCUUCUCUGUAAAAUUUAACAAACAGUCACAGCUCACUGGAUUUUCUGUAGUCUCCAACAUGAAACACAAUGUCACUCACUUCACCAUGCAUGGAUACGUCUUACAUAGUUGGUAAGUAAAAAAAAAUCCCCAUCCUCAAGCUUAACUUUGUUUUCAUAUUUAUUACAUGAUGAUUUCUCCAUCCGUAUCAGUGUCUGCUCCACGGUUCUCCAGAAAUCAGCCAUUGCUGCAAGGAAAACCCUUACUUUCACCUGAAUCAGAGACUCAGACAUAGAACGGGUGCCAGCAAAGUGCUGUAGACAUUAUCAUGUCACACUCGUGAAUGUAAAAGGUGAAGGUGCACUAAACUGUGAAAUUGUGAUGAACGAUAGAUACUUCUAACAUUCUUUAGUGUGCCUUUAAAGACUAAUUCUAGUGUCAAACUUUAGCCAGAAAUCAAGCUGAGCUAGGUGAAUUGUUUCCUCUCUCCUCAUCCCCUGGAGGUAAUUCUCCAAAUACUUCUAAGAUAGCAUUAGAUAGACCUCCAAGACUACAAACAACAAUAGAAAAAGAUUGAAUCAAUACUAUUCUAAAAAAUUUUUUUAAAAGGUUAUCUAGUCACCCACUCUAAUGAUCGGUAUUGGAAAGCCUGAUUGGUCACCUUUGCAAGUUGCCUAGGAAGUAAGCAGCACAGCUAAAUGCAUGGGCUCCUCAUGCUGGUCACCAGACUAGUCAUAGUUUACAGUGGGAUGACGUCACAUACUUCAACCAGUUGUUGUUGAAGGUUGACAUUUUUAGUCACAAGCUGGUCCCACAAGUGUUUAGUUGGGUAUGGACUCUUGGAAGGCCCUUCCUUCUGUACUCCUUCUGGAAAUACUUUGUGAUGAUACUGGUUCUACCACUGGUGGUACUGUUAUACUUCAUUUUAAAUAUCUGGAGCAGUGGUUCCCUAUCUGGGUUUGUGAGAUUGCAUAGAGUCCCCACAUUCCUGUCUGUGCUGAGGCUGGGACGUUACCAAUAUUAUAUUUUUUAAAAGUACAGUCACAAAAUACUAAAAACGUACAUACUAUCAUAAUCAAAACCCUGGAAAAGUGUUUUUAAUGCAUUUUAAUUAUUUUUAAUGGGUCUUGGACACUGACACAACUCUGGAAGAAAGCCUUUGGCAAAGAUGAGGAACUGAUCUUCACGAGGUGUCGUCUUCCUAAGACGCUCAAGUCGUGAUCCGUCUUUGACUUCAACAGUCUCGUGGAACUAGUUUGGAAAUAGUUAACAGGGCUGAGGCCAAAUUGCUGUGGUGAUGGUGGCUCAGGGGUUAGGAGUUUUCUCUGUAGCCGGUGAGUUGCUGGUUCAAACCCAGGCUCUGUUUGUGCCAGUUGUGUUUUUAGGAAGGAAAGGCCAUCCUCCAUUCCCGCUGGUGGAGAUGGAGGCAUCAGUGGCGCCUGUGUCCGUCAGCCACAGCUCUGUCAGUGUAAUCCAGGGCAGCUGUGGCUACAAUGUAGCUCAUCACCACCAGUGUGUGAACAUGUGUGUGAAUGGGUGAAUGACUGACUGUAGCGUAAAGUGCUUUGAAGUCCUCUGGGACAAAAAUGCUCAAUGUAAUUGCUUCAAGAAGCUAAUGCCUGGGUCUGGUUGCAGAAUGGUCAAUGGCCUGUUUUAUAUAGCAUCUUCUAGAGUCCUAGAACCCCCCAAGGUGCUUUACAAAACAAUAGUCACUCAUCCCCACUCCGCCUGCUCCCUCCGACCGUCACUAGCAGGUGGAACGCUGAUACUCGGAGCAUAACAAACUGAACAAAUUUGUGGCUCACGUGUCCAAGCGCUGUGCCAAUCAUCCAUAAACAUGUGCUAGAACAAUUAUGGCAGCACUUGAAGUUCAAAACAAAUGUGGACACCAACGGGAGGCGUUGGAAAAUUUUUUGGAGGGAACCUAGCUACCCACAUGUUUAGGUGUGUUGCUCAUUCCUUGGACUUUUCAUAAAGGUGACUAAACCAACUCACAAUAUAAAAUCCAACAUCAUUUGUGGAUAUUAAGAUAACUUGACUGAGAUAAUGUUUCCUAACUGAGGAGUUUAAAUUUUUACAAGGAAUUUUUUAGGAGAGUAGUGUAGAAAGCUGACAUAAGAAAUAUCUUACCUGAGGUGGAUAGCUUAUUUAAUGACAUCAGUAUAGACAAAAUUGCAUAAGAAUGACAAGCUAACAGCUAGUCUGACCAGAGCUAACAGACCAAAAAGGAUCAUCGCCAUUUAAAACACCCAAUCUCCAAAAUGUCAUAGCAGCUCAUUUGAAUACAUAGAAAUAUUAACCACUGUUAAGCUGGUCCGAUUCAGCCUAGCCAUUAGCUUGUCUUUCUGUCAAAACCCUUCUAUUUCCCCACACUAAGGUUGUUCCAAGUGCUAUUACUUAGUCAUAACAUUUCCACUGAACUUCACUUAAAAUUAUGUUUAUGCCCUACAACUCCAUUCUGUUUAAUGACGUAAAUGUUUGUACAUCAGACACCAGAUACAACAACUUUCCAAAGCCUUUGAGCUUUGGUCUGUCCUCCAGUCUGCAACAACCGUACACUGAUUCAACACAUUCAGUGUCCACAGUUAGUUUGAAAAUGCACUCCAUACUUAUUUUUUAUUUACAUUUUUUAGGUUUAUGCUCGGUGUCGUGAAGUUCGACACGUCAGUAAACAGCAGUAAGUCUCCAUCUUGUUCACAUUUGCACUCAUUUCUUUUCUCUCUUCUUCCUUGUUCUGAUGAGGCAGUAUCUUUUCUGCAGUAGAUUUUAUAUUUGAUGAUGGUUUUAAAAAAGAAAGCUGAACAGCAGCAAAGAACAAUCUCUGAUACCACUCUUGUUACUGUGGGUUAUGAGAAAAUCUUUAACAAAUGCGCUAUUCUUGUACUUAAUUGUGUUGUAACUAUUUUAAAUUUCUAUUUCUCAAACUGUUGAUACUCUUGCUGUAAAGUCUGCUUUUCUUACGUGUCCAAAGAACCAAAAGUUCUUUCACUCUGUUUUCAGUGCUCUCAUCGUAAUGUACAGUAAAUGGUGUGCAAUUUACUCUGGUGGUAUUGACACAGUUCUUUAUCAAUGGAAAACAAUAAACUUACAGUUCGUCAAACGGCA
Molecule: messenger RNA, 9343 nt
Organism: Nothobranchius furzeri (turquoise killifish)
Lineage: Eukaryota; Metazoa; Chordata; Actinopteri; Cyprinodontiformes; Nothobranchiidae
Gene: tub
Product: TUB bipartite transcription factor
Biological process (GO): protein localization to cilium
Cellular component (GO): cilium
Source: RefSeq, a predicted model, not a curated record